AUGUACGGGCGAACGGCGUCGCAAUUGCUGAGAGAACUUGAUAUUGCUGAUAGCGACAAUCUGCAGGCAUUCAAUGUAAGCCCAUCGAACCCUCCGUUUAUCAUCGAAUUCUUCGGCCUCCCUCUCUACGCUAGCGUUGAUCUUACCGAGAUCAGAAGAUGCUCUCCAAGCGAUUACGAACGUAGGGCGUAUCCAGCAUUAAGCAUUACUGCGAUGGAACCUCGGUGGAUGUGAAGACCGGCGGUCAUGACGUAUAUCUGCGAACUUGUGAUCGUUUCCGAUUUGGGAAGAUUACCAGAUCAUCUUUUUGUCCGCGUUUAGUUGACUGCGGCACACAACUUCUGGAUCAAUUCUUCUGACCAUUUAUCUAGUGAAGUAGAGCAUUUGCACACGCACACACACGCUACUUUACGAGGGGCGACACGAGGGUCUCGAGUGACCACCACAAGCAAUCAGCAUGGGGUUUCUUCUGGUCAACUGUUUUCUGACCAACGUUUUGGUCUCUUCUUCUGAACCUGCAGAGCGAUACGUGCGACCAGGUUAUCGCCGAAUGUGAGAAUCACCAUCUGAUGCUCCAGUCCUUGAUCAGGUGAGGAAGCCCUGUCCUGCCCUUGAUAUCGUCGGAGAGAGCAUUUGUUGCCGUGGUCGAGCAUUUUCUCGGCCCACUUCACACAAGUCCGUUCGAUGGUCUCUGUUCAUUGCUUUCUCUGAGUUUGGUGCGAUCCCCUGACCUGAAGGAAGCUGGAAGGCGAGCAGCUGGACAUCCAGACGGCCAGGAACGAGGACCAUUUCGGGGCGGUCACACAUCACCUCUCUCUGCUCCGCAACAAACGCUGCCUAAUGGCUUACAUGUAAGCCGACGACUCUUCAUUGUGUUUGGCGUGGGCUGGGCGUGGACAACGAAUGUUCUUGGGCCGUUGAGUUUGGGCUGUUGUCGAAGAAUGGGGCCGUGUUUCUUGAAAUCGAUCGACAUCGAACUCGAUUUGCUUGCUGUGUGUGUGUGUGUGUGUGUGUGUGAGUGUUCCGUGGGAGGGAGAAGUAUUGCAGGCUGGUUUUCUUAGGGGAGUGGGGUGUGUUAUCUAUUGGCAGGUACAACCGAGCGGAGGUGAUUCGGAGCCUGAGGUGGAAGGUGGGAGCCAAGCUACCGGAGGAGAUUCAGGAGAAGCUCAGCUUCUCGGAGAAGGAAUACUUCAAGAACCACUCCGCAGCCAUCGAGUCCUCCAUGUCGGAGCUCGAUCUCGACUUGACGGUGGUGCGUAUUACACCUUCCUUCCUUCCUUCCCACCUACCUUGGGUGUCCAGCUGAUAGUAUAUAUACGUACUAAGGUAUAUGUGCUAAGGAUGGAUGGAUGGAUGGGCAGGAUAUGGUUCCCCCCAAGGACCCGUACAUCCAGGUGAGGGUGCUGGACGACAUCGGCGACAAUCUCUCCCUCGGAGACCACUCCUUCUCCCUCACCAAGAACUCGGUGCACUCCGUCCGCCGCACCGACGCCGAGCAGUACAUCUCCCAGGUGGGCUUCGCUUUACUUCCCUCCCUCCUUUUCACACCACCCUCUCUCUCUCUCUCUCUCUCUCUCUCUCUAUCUAUCUAAAGCCAGCGGGGCCCGUCUGAUGUUGAUUGCGGAUGUGGAUGGCAGGGCUUGAUGGAAGAGUUUUUCGCGUGA
This is a messenger RNA of Spirodela intermedia, 1664 nucleotides long. Lineage: Eukaryota; Viridiplantae; Streptophyta; Magnoliopsida; Alismatales; Araceae. The record is from the annotation of a GenBank genome assembly.